Messenger RNA from Bipolaris maydis ATCC 48331, 2126 nucleotides. Its product is annotated as TPR-like protein. The record is from RefSeq and is a predicted model, not a curated record. Lineage: Eukaryota; Fungi; Ascomycota; Dothideomycetes; Pleosporales; Pleosporaceae. Gene Ontology annotation, molecular function: protein binding.
ACUGACUGACACAUUAACACUGAAAAAAAGAGCCCAUACAGGGUAUUGUAACGUCAACUAUAAUGCACAAUCCCAGCUCCUAUCAAUACGAUCUUGGUUCGUAUACUCGAAAGAUCACCACAUCCGCCCCGCACGCUCAGACAUGGUUCGACCGGGGCUUUAUCUGGAGCUAUGCAUUCAACCACGAGGAAUCCGCCCGGUGUUUUGGGAGAGCAAUCGAAGAGGACCCAGAGUGCGCCAUGGCAUAUUGGGGUCUCGCUUUUGCUCUCGGGCCGAACUACAAUAAACCUUGGGACUUAUUCGAUGAGAAAGAGCUCGAGACAACACUGGAGAAGAUAAACGAGGCAAAUGAAAAAGCUAAACAGUAUACACACGGUAGGACAGGUCCAGAAAGAGCUUUGAUCGACGCGAUACAGGUACGCGUUCCCAAGGACCUGAACGAAGCCGCGUUCAUUGCCUGUAACGAGGAGUACGCAAAAGCUAUGGAAGACGUCUAUAGGCAAUUCCCUGAAGACAUGGAUAUCACUUGCCUCUACGCCGAUGCUCUCAUGAAUCUCUCAGCAUGGAAUCUAUGGGAUCUCAAGACGGGUGAAGCCACCCCUGGGUCACAUGCACCCAAGGCAAAGGUCAUACUGGAAAAGGCCCUACAGGACGUUAGCUCCCAGGAACACCCUGGUCUGCUCCAUUUGUACAUCCAUCUGAUGGAAAUGUCAAAGACGCCAGAAGCAGCAUUAGCCUGUGCAGAUCAUCUGAGAAGAGUUACCCCGGAUGCCGGCCAUCUGGUCCACAUGCCAAGUCACAUCUGGAUCCUGGUUGGUGAUUACGGGCGUGCCAUUGACUCGAACGCAGAUGCGUGCUUGGCAGACGAGAAGUACGUCGCCGAACAUGGGACACAGAACUUCUACUCCUUUUACAUGAUGCAUGACUAUCAUUCGCUUAUAUACGCGGCAAUGUUUGCGGGGCAGUACAAGGUUGCAAUGGAUGCUGUCAAUCGCAUGGAAGCCUCGCUACCUGUGUCACUCCUGCGCAUUGAGAGCCCACCCAUGGCAGACUGGCUCGAGAACUUUUCGUCAGUACGCGUCCAUGUGCUAGUGCGCUUUGGGCGAUGGGCAGAACUGAUUGCACUUCCAAUGCCCGACGAUACGAGUUUACAUUGUGUUACAACGGCCAUGAUUCAUUACGGCAAGGGAGUUGCUUAUGCCGCUACUGGUGAUAUCGAGAGGGCACAGAAGGAACGUGCCGCCCUGAUUGCAGCGGUAGAGCGGAUACCGUCCUCCCGUAUUUGCGGGGACUUUCCAAACAAAUCGAAUGUAGUGCUCAAGGUCGGGAUAGCAAUGCUAGACGGCGAGCUCGAGUAUCGGAAGGGUAAUUUUGAAGAGGCCUUCAAGCAUCUUGAAACAGCUAUUGACCGGGAUGAUGGGCUUACCUAUGCUGAGCCGUGGCCCUGGAUGCAGCCGACCAGACAUGCGUACGCCGCCUUGCUCAUGGAGCAGGGCCGAAUAGAAGAUGCAGCAGGAGCAUACAGGGCUGAUCUAGGGUUUGACGACACGCUGCCUAGAGCGAGGCAGCAUCCGAAUAACGUUUGGGCAUUACACGGCUACCAUGAGUGUCUGCUGAAGCUGGGAAGGGUCGAGGAAGCAGGGAUCGUAGGGCAGCAAUUGCGGAUCGCGCUUGCUGUAGCGGAUGUAACUAUCGACGCCAGCUGCUACUGUCGGCAGGGUGGGAGGGCAUAGUAGGCGAGUGGGUACAUUGAUGGCUAGAGUAGGACCGGGCGCGACUAUCACCAACAAUGGCGUCUCUGGUUCUGUUUCCACUUGGGUGCUCACACCCUGAUGAUGGUUGAGGGCGAUCUCCCAGCAUCGUGGGGACAUUCCUAUGUGGUAUAGGCGGGAAUGCCUUGAAUCGAUUCAUGGUUCGCAGAGAGCUUGGCUUGAUUUGCAUGGUCGGAUGGCGCACCCCCCCGAUUGCAUUGUGCAAUCGGAUGACCGCGUAUGUGGCUGUGAUGGUUCCCCUUUUGCUUGAUUUGCUAAUUGCGUAUAACAGGCGGCUUGGGUGUGCGUUGGAAGCUGGGUGCGAUGGCAUGCAGAGGCAAAGGGGCGACGCGCAGGACGACGUGCCGUGUAUCU